Messenger RNA from Sporothrix schenckii 1099-18, 576 nucleotides. RefSeq names its product large subunit ribosomal protein L17e. Gene Ontology annotation, biological process: cytoplasmic translation. The transcript is spliced from 3 exons. Gene Ontology annotation, molecular function: structural constituent of ribosome. Gene Ontology annotation, cellular component: ribosome; cytosolic large ribosomal subunit. The record is from RefSeq and is a predicted model, not a curated record. NCBI's taxonomy places the organism in Eukaryota, Fungi, Ascomycota, Sordariomycetes, Ophiostomatales, Ophiostomataceae. The coding region runs from base 1 to 576 and encodes 191 amino acids.
AUGGGAGGGAAAACAAAUGUUCGUUACGCCGCCACGGAGAUUGCUCCCGCCAAGUCGGCCCGCGCGCGCGGCGCCUACCUGCGCGUGUCGUUCAAGAACACCCGCGAGACCGCCCAGGCCAUCAACGGCUGGAAGCUGCAGCGCGCUGUUACCUUCCUCGAGAACGUCAAGGAGAAGGUCGAGGCUGUCCCCAUGCGCCGGUACGCCGGCUCCACCGGCCGCACCGCCCAGGGCAAGCAGUUUGGUGUCUCCAAGGCCCGCUGGCCCAAGAAGUCCGCCGAGUUCUUGCUCGGUCUGCUCAAGAACGCCGAGUCCAACGCCGACGCCAAGGGUCUCGACACCAGCAACCUGGUCGUCAAGCACAUCCAGGUCAACCAGGCCCCCAAGCAGCGGCGGCGGACGUACCGCGCCCACGGUCGCAUCAACCCGUACAUGUCGAACCCCUGCCACAUCGAGCUGAUCCUGACCGAGGCUGAGGAGACCGUUGCCAAGGGCGAGAGCACCGCCUCGUCGGUUGCCCACCUGUCCUCAAGACAGCGUGGCCAGCGCGUCCGCCGCGCCCUGACUGAGGCAUAA